Hemisphaericaspora subhashii is the source of this 1131-nucleotide messenger RNA. Its product is annotated as multifunctional nuclease. Gene Ontology annotation, molecular function: 5'-3' exonuclease activity; 5'-flap endonuclease activity; DNA binding. The record is from RefSeq and is a predicted model, not a curated record. The coding region runs from base 1 to 1131 and encodes 376 amino acids. Lineage: Eukaryota; Fungi; Ascomycota; Pichiomycetes; Serinales; Debaryomycetaceae. Gene Ontology annotation, cellular component: nucleus; cytoplasm. The transcript has a single exon.
AUGGGUGUUAAAGGACUUAAUCAACUAAUCAAAGAACAUUCCCCCAAUUCAAUCAAAGAAUUCCAACUCAAAAACCUCUUCGGUCGAAAAGUAGCAAUCGAUGCCUCCAUGUGUCUCUAUCAAUUCUUAAUUGCCGUCAGACAAUCAGAUGGACAACAAUUAACCAAUCUGGAAGGAGAAACCACCUCGCAUUUAUCUGGUUUAUUCUAUAGAACUAUCCGGAUGGUUGAAAACAACAUUAAACCAGUCUAUGUCUUUGAUGGAAAACCACCCGUAUUAAAGGGGGGAGAAUUAGAAAAAAGAAUGUUAAGAAGAGAAGAAGCCCAGAAACAAAUGAAUUCAAUUAAGGAUGAAGGUACAGUUGCCGAAGUGAUGAAAUUCGAGAAACGAUUAGUUCGUGUCUCAAGAGAACAAAAUGAUGAAGCGAAGAAAUUGUUGGAAUUAAUGGGGAUUCCAUAUGUGAAUGCUCCCUGUGAGGCAGAAGCUCAAUGUGCGGAAUUAGCCAGGGGUGGGAAGGUAUUUGCGGCAGCUUCUGAGGAUAUGGAUACGCUAUGUUAUGAACCUCCUUAUUUAUUAAGACAUUUAACGUUUGCUGAGGCGAGAAAGAUGCCAAUUGAUCAGAUCACAUAUAAGGAGGCUAUUGAAGGGUUGGAUAUGACAAAGGAACAAUUUAUUGAUAUGUGUAUUUUAUUGGGUUGUGAUUAUUGUGAAACUAUUAGAGGAGUGGGACCGGUUACGGCUUAUAAAUUAAUUAAAGAACAUGGAUCAUUAGAGAAGAUUGUGGAAUAUAUUGAAAACAAUCCAGGAAAGACGAAAUUCAAAGUGCCUGAAAAUUGGCCAUAUAAAGAAGCUAGACAAUUAUUUUUAAAGCCGGAAGUUGUGAAUGCAAGUGAGGUGACUUUGAAAUGGAAGGAACCGGAUGUAGAUGCUUUGGUGGAUUAUAUGGUUAAACAAAAAGGGUUCAGUGAAGAUAGAAUUAGAAGUGGGGCAGAAAAGUUAAAGAAAGGAUUAAAAACUGGAGUUCAAGGUAGAUUAGAUGGUUUCUUCCAGGUUGUUUCAAAGACACCGGCUAAUGAUAAGAAGAGAAAAGCCGAUGAUAAGAAGGGAUCUAAGAACAAAAAGAGAAGGUAG